UUUUUGUUGAUAAACACUUCUCCUUCAAGUUUGGAUAUUUUUGCGCACUGCAAACGUUAUCACGGUUUAUGCCGUAUUUUUUUUCAUCUGCAUUCACGAUGAAUGAUCCCAACAGAAAGAUAGACAUCGAUAAAUCAUCGCUACUCAGCCUUAAAGCGGAAUUACUCCGCAAACAGGAGGAAGUGUCCAGGGCCAAGGCCUUCAACUCAAUCGACGAUUUUGUGCCAAAAAAGGUGCCCAAACCGGAGAAGCCACCGCCUUCGUCCCGGACGUCCACAAAGCACAAGGAUGCCCAACAGAUCGAGCUGGAAGAUUCGGCCGAACUAACCCGGUCGAAAAAGAUCCUGGAAUCGAAGGCCAAGUACUACGACCGGAUGGUUGCAUCCGGUGGGGCGCUGAAUAGCGACGAGAACUGUUUGGUGAUGUUCAAUUAUAAAAAGCAGACCGACAAACCUGCGCCGAACCCGGAGGAGAGACAGUAUAGUAGUUCGGAUGAAUCGGAAUUGUCCUCCGGGGAUGAAGAGAUGGUCAGAAAACCUAGGUCAGAUGUGGCACCCGCGGCUGGAGAUUGGGUCGAAUACACGGAUUUCCUCGGCCGUAGCCGCAAGUGCAGGAGGAAAGAUUUGGAAGAAUGCUUGCGGCGGGACAAAGACAUGGCACGAGAUGCCAAGGGGAACGUUGAUGACAAGGAGGAGGAUAAGGACGAAGAAGAGGGAGAACUGAUUGGGCCCGUUCCGUCGAUGGCUAUCACCGAGGACACGAUCGGGGAACGGUUCCGUGAGAUGCGCGAACAGUGGGCCAAACAGCAGGCGGAAAACUUGGACAAGGAUUCGGUGCAUUAUCAGGAUGUGCUGUUCGAUGAGGCCCGUCAGCACGGUGUUGGUUACUAUGCAUUUUCGACUGACCGUGAGGAACGGAACCGCCAGCAGCAGGAGCUGGACUCGAUUCGCGAUGCCACGCUAGAGGCACAAAAAGAGCGGGAAGAUUUGCGCAAAGCACGUGACAAGAUAAUUGCCGACCGGAUGAAGGCGGCCAAGGCACGGCAACGGGCUCGUCAAGGUUUGCCUCCGGAGGAGGAGAAGGAGGAGCCGAGUGCAAAGCCGGAAAAGGAACCGCAACAAUCGGAAGCUACGGAGGAUGCACUGUACGAUACCAGUGAGGAGAAGAAACGACUGAAGGCGGAAGCCAAGGCGCAGCGGAAGAAGGAAAAAGAAGAACGCAAACGGAACCGUGAGCGUCAAAAACACGUUCGACCUUGGGACGAAGGGAAACAAAAGGACGAUGAAAUGGAUUGGAAACCGGCCAGAGAAUGGCACGUCAUGUCACAGGAGGAAUGGAACGAGAUGAAGCGGAAGGAGCGAAUAGAUGAGUUUGCCCCACCUGUCGAUUAUACAUCGAAAACGGAGCGGAGAAGAAACAAUCCUUCGCAGCCAACGGGACACUAUGAGGACAAGAUUGGACGGCGAGAUGAACAGGAGGAUGGUGGGAAUGGCGGAAAUGAUUCCGAAGAAGAUGAGGACGAGCAGAUUGGUCCGCUUCCUACAGAUCGAUGUUAUAACAGAGCACAUAGUACGGCCAAUAAUCCACUUCUACCGUCGUCGGUAUUCUAUGGCGGCGGAGGUGCAAUAGAUGAGGAUGUCGUCAGCAUGCCUACCAUCCCGGGAACGGAGGACGACAUCAUUUUACCGGAAGAAACGAAUCGUACGCUGUUUUUCACCACCAAGAAGACCAAGAAGGAAUUUAAACGGCGGAAUUAUGAUGCAUCGUUGGACGAUGCAGGAUCAGAAAAGCGACCCAAACCACAGCCGGUGCCUAUACGAAAUGAAUUGAGCGAAGGCGAAUCGGGUGAUGAGAGGGAAUCGUGCAGACGAGGCCAAGGGGAAGGGGCGGAAAUAGCUCCACCAGCUACGUUUGAGUAUUAUGGACCAACCUCGUCGGCGGCAAGGCAAAACCAACGGAAAGCACCGCCAGUUUCGAAAAAUGCCCUUGAGGCAUCCAUCGAGGCUGGCUUACGGUUUUUGCGGGAACAAUCCGACAAGGGUGGACCCAGCACCGGUACCAAAAACAAGUGGACAUCUAAUGCGGAUUAUUGAGUUGCAUGGGGUGCGGUUUGGGGUUUCAUGAAUAUAUAUAUAUUUUCGUUUUCAUAA
Molecule: messenger RNA, 2150 nt
Organism: Aedes aegypti (yellow fever mosquito)
Lineage: Eukaryota; Metazoa; Arthropoda; Insecta; Diptera; Culicidae
Product: coiled-coil domain-containing protein 174-like
Exons: 4
Coding region: 69-2093 (674 amino acids)
Cellular component (GO): nucleus
Source: RefSeq, a predicted model, not a curated record